Messenger RNA from Frankliniella occidentalis (western flower thrips), 2633 nucleotides. RefSeq names its product longitudinals lacking protein-like. Gene Ontology annotation, biological process: regulation of transcription by RNA polymerase II. Gene Ontology annotation, molecular function: protein binding. The record is from RefSeq and is a predicted model, not a curated record. Bases 227 to 607 code for a protein of 126 amino acids. NCBI's taxonomy places the organism in Eukaryota, Metazoa, Arthropoda, Insecta, Thysanoptera, Thripidae. Gene Ontology annotation, cellular component: nucleus. The transcript is spliced from 3 exons.
CUUGUUUGGUAUCCUAACUUUCCUUUCAUUUACCGUUUUUUCACGUGUGGGAAUCUGUUUUUGUCUAUCACUAUUUACGUUGGGGGAGGGGGACUAUCAGAUGUGAGACUUUUCUGUCCGUGGCAAAACGUUUCAUUGCUUCACCUCAGUAAAAAAAAACUCCGUUUGCGUGACAUAUUAGUUAUACGAUAGUCUCUAAUUAUAUCAGUACAUUCCAGAUUUUACCAUGGCUCAUGAACAACAACAGUUUUUCCUGAAAUGGAACGAUUUUCAGUCAAACAUGGUUUCAUCUUUCAAGCAUCUACGAGAUGAAAAAAGUUUUACAGAUGUUACAUUGGCAUGUGAGGGGCAAACAUGUAAGGCACACAAGAUGGUUCUAUCAGCGUGCAGUCCCUAUUUCAAAACACUUCUUGAGGAAAAUCCUUCUAAACAUCCAAUAAUUAUCUUGAAAGAUGUUCCGUUCAGCCACCUCCAGUCAAUUUUGGAGUUCAUGUACGCAGGAGAAGUAAAUGUUUCACAAGAGCAGCUACCAGCCUUCCUGAAGACAGCAGAGAGGCUUAAGGUGAAAGGUCUGGCAGAAGCCCCACAAGGGAUUAAGAGAGAGUGAUGGAUUGAGAUUUACAGACUGAGUGGCCAUCAUAAGGUCAUUGAAAACUGUGAAUUGAAAAUUAAAUGCCACUCCUUUUCAGGGAAUGGUCUUAUUGAUGUGUGUGUGUGUGUGCGUGUACAUUCAAAUAGGUAUAUGCAGUUGUCAUGAUGAAUGUGCAAAUAGGGUUGCCAUCUGGAUUUGUGUCCCGUGCUGGGAGUUGAAGCUUAUAAAAAAAAUUCUAUUGCCCGCUUGACUUUUUCAAUUUUUUUUUUUUUUUUCAUCUUCAAAAGCCAAGUUAUGUAUCUACCGCAGAAUAUUGUAUAUUGAUGUCUGGAGUUGUUAAAGUGAAUGCCUCUCCAUGAUUAGGCUCUGCCUUGUAGUUUGUUUUUAUUUCCCUCAUAUUGUACUGAGGAAGAUUUUAUGUUUGCCAAAGAAUCCUGCAUUGUUUUGUUCUUUUCUCUGAAAUUCCUAAGUUUAGAGUAAGAGAAUGUAUGUAUAUUUUCAUGCUUAGACUUCUUGUAAUUUGUUAUGGACCAUUUCAAUAAUGUUCAAUCUAAUCUUCUUCUAUGCAGACAUUUUUCACAGUUUUUCAUUACUUUUGUUUGCUGGUUCUUUAUUAUCAUUACUUAAUUUUUAAUAUAUGGCAAGGCUGAACAUUUCGGCACGGGUCACAAUUAUUCAAAGAUUACAUGUGUGUGAAUGCGUUGAAUUGUACAUAAAGUGCAUCGUGUAUGUUGAUGAGAUGUGUGUAAGUGUGCACUUAAUGUACAUGUGUUGCAAAAUUUUGUGUGCAUGUAUGAGUGCGCGCACGCGCGGCGCAACCCCGUUUCUGUGUGUGUGGACUAGUUAAGAAAAUAUGUUUAUUCCAGAUGUCCUUUUGUACUUCAUUCAACUUUCUGAAAACAAAUUGAGCUCUUGCUAUUUGUGAAACAUUUCUGAACAUAAUAUCUGUUAUGUCUCAUGUGAGAUAAUUUACCUCCAUAUAUUAAUUAAUAAUUAUAGUUGAAUGUUAGUCAGAUGCUAAUACUAUACUGGGAGGAAGAUCACUCAGUGGGUACUUUGCAACAUUCUCUCAUUUACUCUCGUACGUGAGACAUAUGUUGUAUGUUGUGCAACAUACAUUUUCCUUUCUUUUGAGAAAUUUUUAAUAGGAUUUUAUUCUUUUUUGCAAACAAAAUAUUUUGUGACUAGGGCUGCUGAACCGGCCGGCCGGCACAGUGUUUCUAGCAGACAAACAACUUUUAUUUGUUCUACACGGACUAUUGUUGGGAACUAUUCACUACUCAUUUCCAUGGUCUCCUCCUUUCAGUGUAGUAUCACAUUUAUAGCCACUUUUCUUCUUAUUGUACAAAGAUUUUUUUUAUUGCAAUGAUUGUUUUGUUUGGUGUUCUAAAUUGCAGAGUCUGUUUAGACAUCUGUUGGACAAGUAAUUGAAAAAAUAAAUUUGCGUGUAUAAAGGUAUGCCCAGUUUUUAUUUUUAUUUUAAGUUGAAAUAAGAAUGUUUUACCCAUUCCUGAGGUUUGUUGAAGCUGAUGUCAUAUUUCUGUAGUUAGAGAGUAUUAAGAAGUACUACUCAUUACAUUGGUGUUAAUAGAGUUAAAUCAGUGUAUUGUGUACCUGUUUCCUUCUUUUUACAGUCCAUAUUUGUUUAAUGUUCAGUUUCAGUGAAUUUGAAUGUGGCUGCCUGUGAAGUCAAAAGUAUACAUAGGGCUCUUUAUUGGGCAAACAAGCCAUAAAUUUUGUUAUUUUUAAAUUUCUGGAAGCUGCUUGAUUUGUAAAAUGUAAAACAAACUGCAUAGUUUAAAGUUCUUGAUAUUUGAAACAUUUUCUCACUAUGUGGAUUGCUUUGCGAUUGACAUCUUGACUUGUUAACUGGUAUUGUGAGUAAAACCUGACGAAUUAGCCCCUUGAGAAAGCUCAAGACUAGCAUUGUUCUUUUUAGAGAUUUGUGUGAGUAAAUGUCCAAUUUUAAUCCUCAUGGGACCAAAACCUGUCUCAAGGAUAGUUUGUGGCAUAGUGCAAAAUACAAUUUUGAGCAGUUGAA